Molecule: messenger RNA, 414 nt
Organism: Meira miltonrushii
Lineage: Eukaryota; Fungi; Basidiomycota; Exobasidiomycetes; Exobasidiales; Brachybasidiaceae
Product: thioredoxin-domain-containing protein
Exons: 1
Coding region: 1-414 (137 amino acids)
Biological process (GO): protein folding
Cellular component (GO): endoplasmic reticulum
Molecular function (GO): protein disulfide isomerase activity
Source: RefSeq, a predicted model, not a curated record
AUGCUUUCCAUUUGCUUUGGAAAUGCUGCUCCGAUAGAUGGCGAAAAGACGGGAACAAAUCUUAUUUCAACAAAUUUCGAUAAAACAAUUGCAAAGGGGAUGUGGUUAGUUGAAUUCUUUUCACCUUAUUGUGGACAUUGCAAAAAGUUUGCUCCGACUUGGUCGCUACUGGUUGGAAUGAAUGAACAUUUAGCAGAUUCAUCAGACUUUCAUUUCGGUAGGGUUGAUUGUAUUGCACAAGGCGAUUUAUGCACUUCAAACAACAUUCAAGGUUAUCCAACUGUUCGAUUGAUCCUUGAUGGUAAAAAGGUCGAAGAAUUCGAAGGAGAACGAACAUAUGAAGCAUUAUCGACGUUCAUAUUAACGCAUGCAAAAGAACAUAAAAGUCAAAUCGCUGGAUUCAAGCAUCUAUAA